UGGGUAUCUCCCGGCCGGGCGCCGGGAGGCGCGUCGCGGUGGCGAAGGUGGGUGCGCGCCCUGCGAGCCUCUGGGCGCCCAGGACCCCCUCCGUCCGCGUCCCCGUCCGCGCCUCGGACCUGGUCCCGGAGCCCGUGAGACUCGCGCCUGGGACGCGAUCCCCGAGCACCCAACCCUCAGCCCGCGGCCUCGCAGACCGGGUUCUGCGGCCCGUCCGUCCGCAGACGAUCGUCUGCCCCCAGGCCUUCCACCGCCGCGCUCCUUUGGCCCUAGGACACGCCCCCCGUGCAGGACUGGCCACCCGAGAGCGCGCGUGCCAGGAGGGGUCGACUCCACGGAGGCACGUGAGCACUCCCAGGAAGCCCUGGGCAACCCCGAUGUCUUCUGAGCAGCUUUCCCUCGGGUCGGCUGGCCUGGCCACGCCAGGAUGCAAGGCGGGCAGGAGAUGAGGACAGAGUCGGUGAGUGACCUGGCACAGGAACCUGGAGAGGGGUCCCUCCACCGGACCGCCGCAGAACAGAGUGGCGAUGGUCUGGAGCCGAGGAGAAUCUGCUGCGACGACGACAGUUCCCUGACUCCGCCUGACGCGAAGGCUAGCGGCUCCGGGCUGGAAGAAGGUCUUCCCGCCUGUACACUCAGCUGCCCACACCCGGGGGAACUCAGCGGCGGGUGGGGAGAGUUCGAAGGCUUCCGGGAGUCUUCGGCUAAGUCUGCGCAGUUUUCUCAGCCCUUUGAACUCCUAGGGAGAGCCGCAGAACAUCAUCCGCAGAGGCCCCCUUCAGUCCCAAAAGAGCAUGGUUCUUGCCAGGUGCAGCAGGGUGGACCCUGGGCGACAGGCGCUGCGGCUGGCCCGUCUUCAGAGUCCAUCCUGAGCUAUGAGAAGGUUUUCAGGUUUGCGUUUCAGGAAGUCCCAGUGGAGCGGGAAACUGAAGACGUUUGUUCUUUAGACCAUUUCUUAGGGAUCAGCAGUGAAGAAAACGCGGGCCUUGCAUCCGUGCCUAGACUGUGUUCUGAAUCUAGGAAACUCUGGAGAGCCCUCCAGAACACUGACACCGUAUCUACUUCACCGUGUCUCUGGAAUGAAUCUCACUGCUGGGAAAACCUCUUUCCUGUCCUUGGCAUAGACGCCGCUCAGAAGAGCCUUUCUGGAGGCCAGGGUCAUGUUCUAGAAGGUUCUGACCUCAGAAAGCCGGAAGAGCUGCUGGCAGUCAACAGUUUCCGCCUACACCACUGCAAAGCCCUGAUUCAGACCAAGCUCUCAGGGACAUCUGGCAGCAGACAGGGCAGCCUGAUUACCUACAGCCUGUUUCUGAAGACACCACUACAAGGAAAUGGGCACUACAUCACCAUUCCACAAAAAAAGAUCUUUACUCCACGCAACCUAAAAAUGGCGUUCUUUAAUAAUGGUGUUUGCUGAAAGCAAGAGUACUUUGUACCUUUAUGAGAUAUUUUACAUUCUUACUGGCUUUAGUACUAGAAUCUGAGAACUGUUCUGUGGCUCUGUUUUCCAGAUCCAUGUUAGCUUCGUAGGACCUCUGUCAACCUACUAUAUGAUAUACCUCGUGCACUCAGAUCUGAAGGGUGCACAGGAAAUGUCCUAGGGCAGCACUGGGCUCCAUAGCAUUUCUGGGGACACUGUAGGUUGGCACCAGGUGCCUGAGACCCCUGCCUGGCUCAUAGUUGGGUCCAUGAGUUCAGAAGUCGGAGAACCCACCCUGGCCCUGGAUCCCCUCAUGCUGUUUCCUAAGGCAUUAAUGCGCACCUCUGUGCUGGGUCCUGCCCUCACUCAGCAACCUUGGGGACAGCUUUCCUGAGUAGAAGGGUGGCAGGAGACCACACUGGGUGUGCCAGGAGGAAAGCUUCCUUUGUCAUCUGCUGAGACACUGUUUUCUUCUAGGGGCAGACGCUAGCAAGCAGCACUGAAUUUUGUAAACUUUUAUUAAAAAGAAAAGACUGUA
This is a messenger RNA of Mesocricetus auratus (golden hamster), 1958 nucleotides long. RefSeq names its product clathrin binding box of aftiphilin containing 1 (gene Clba1). Bases 428 to 1417 code for a protein of 329 amino acids. Gene Ontology annotation, cellular component: AP-1 adaptor complex; trans-Golgi network membrane. Gene Ontology annotation, biological process: intracellular transport. The transcript is spliced from 5 exons. Gene Ontology annotation, molecular function: clathrin binding. The record is from RefSeq and is a predicted model, not a curated record. NCBI's taxonomy places the organism in Eukaryota, Metazoa, Chordata, Mammalia, Rodentia, Cricetidae.